AUGACUGAUAUUCAGCACCAAUUGAGAUCUGUUGUAAUUAAGAACGAAAAUACUAAAGAAUAUCCGAAAUAUCCACCGGGACUUAGUCAAAAAUUUAUUGAAAAACUUGAAAAACUUCAGUAUUUAACUGAAGAAAGAUCAAAAUAUCCUCCGGGCUUAGGAUAUAGUCCGGAAAUUAAUACUACGUUAAGAAAAUUGGAAAUUAAAAAAUCUUCGAAAGGGAUAUCUUUAAUAUCUUUUAAUUUGGGAAUUGAAAAGGAACCACCGGCCAGGGAAAACCACAUAUUACUCGACUUAUCUGCUCACAUGAAAGAACAGUCUUCUAUCAAAGAUAGAAAGUUUUGGCGAAUAAUUACAAGUCUGUCUUACAAGUUCCCGGAUUGGCAGAUGAAGGAAGCUCCUUUUCAUCACAAUGGUCGAAAAUGUAUGUGA
Diversispora eburnea is the source of this 432-nucleotide messenger RNA. The record is from the annotation of a GenBank genome assembly. NCBI's taxonomy places the organism in Eukaryota, Fungi, Glomeromycota, Glomeromycetes, Diversisporales, Diversisporaceae.